AUGGCCGCCGUGCUUGCAAGCCGCGACCUCGUCCUGCUCAUUGCGUCCUUCCAAGAUGGGCUUCCACAGUCGCUUCUUGCCACGCAUAUGCAUCUGCGCCACGUCGACAAGCUCCAACUCCAUCGUCUUCGGCCCCAAGCGAUCACCAUCAACGUGAUGGACUACGUGGCGGCCACCGGGCAAUUCCUCGCACUCCUCUUCCUUCACGCCCGCGGGUAUACCUGCUCAGUCUGGGCCAUGAACGCGGCGGCCGAGCACGGGCACAUUGCGAUCGUCCGGUUUCUUCACGACCACCGACACGAAGGCUGUACUGUCCACGCGAUGGACGCCGCUGCCAAGCACGGGCACCUUGACGUACUCGAGUUCCUGCACUACCACCGACACGAAGGCUGCACGGCGCUGGCGCUGAACGCGGCGUGCGCCAACGGGCACAAGGACGUCGUCGCCUUCCUUCACACGCACCGAUCGGAAGGCGGCACGGCGCAGGCGAUGGACGGGGCGGCGGCCCACGGGCACCUCGGUAUUGUGCAGCUGCUACACGCCACGCGGCACGAGGGAUGCACAGACAGAGCGAUCGAGGACGCGGCCAUGCACGGCCAUUUUGAGGUCGUCCGCUUCCUUCAUUGCCACCGAACCGAAGGCAAUGUGGCGCGCGCGCUUCGGAAUGCCGCGGCGAACGGCCAUGACAAGAUCGUGGCCUUCUUGCUACCGCUCGUGGCAGCCGUGCCGCCUGAUGCCAUGGACUUUGCGGCGCGCAAUGGCGAGAUGGAGACGCUCCGCGUGCUGCACGCGGCCGGCGCGCCGUGCACGAAGCGGGCACUGACGUGGGCGGCGAUGGCGGGCCAUGGGCACGUGGUUGCUUUUCUAAUGCAAUACCGAACCGAAGGCGACGCGAACGAAGCGCUCGCGAUGGCCACGCGCAUGGGCAUGGACCAAGUCGCGGCCUUGCUCCGGGUUGCGUCGACGGCGACGAGUCCCGUUGUCAGCACGGACGUUGACUACCUUGGGUUCAGUAUGAGCAAAAAGCGGGCACCAUCCUGUCCCGCAACAGUUUAA
Molecule: messenger RNA, 1056 nt
Organism: Saprolegnia diclina VS20
Lineage: Eukaryota; Oomycota; Saprolegniomycetes; Saprolegniales; Saprolegniaceae
Exons: 2
Coding region: 1-1056 (351 amino acids)
Molecular function (GO): protein binding
Source: RefSeq, a predicted model, not a curated record